Molecule: messenger RNA, 1849 nt
Organism: Xenopus laevis (African clawed frog)
Lineage: Eukaryota; Metazoa; Chordata; Amphibia; Anura; Pipidae
Gene: sec22c.L
Product: SEC22 homolog C, vesicle trafficking protein L homeolog
Biological process (GO): endoplasmic reticulum to Golgi vesicle-mediated transport
Cellular component (GO): endoplasmic reticulum membrane
Source: RefSeq, marked provisional
GGAGGAGGAAGAGGAGGAGAAGAGGAGGAGGUGGUCUGCGCUAUUGUGCUGCUGGGGAUACAUCAAUCUGUUGCUGCUGUAACAUCUGCACUGGCUGCUGUUUUGUGCUGACAGGAGCAGAUUUCCUGAUGGAGUAAAGAGGCUUAUGAGCUUGUGCAGGCAGAGGAACAUGGUCAUUAAAUUGCUCUGAAAGUCUUCAAAUUACUCUACUGGUGUUUGUACCUUGGAAUUACUGGAUCUGGUUCUCAUAAGGAGAAGUGAAGAUUUCAAAAACGGGUAUAGAUGUGUGAAAUGGUUAAGCUUUGGGAGGGUGGAGAUCCUUGUGCUGAUGGACUGUGCCAAAUGGCAAGAUGAUCAGGGGAUGACUCGGAUCCUGAUGAACAGAAAGCCCAUUGUGCUCCAGAUGCUGACUUCAUGACCAGUCUAAAGGAGGAUGCCAAUGAUCCUCUACGCCUGUAUAGUCCGGCUCCAGGACGGCCUCCCUCUCUCAGCCUCUACUGAUUUCCACCUGAACCAGCAGCUGCUGGAGUGCAAGAGAAAGCUAAAGGCCCUCACACUCACCAUUUCUCGGCAACCUCCAAGAGGAACAGCCAAAGUGUUUGACUUCAAUAUACAUUUUUGCUCUUCAGCCGACAUUUCAUCCUUGACCAUUUGCUCCGGCACCUUCCCUUCUGCCAUGGCCUUCUGCUUCCUGGAUGAGCUGCUGUGGGAGUUCUCAGCCUCAUAUAACAGAAUGGCCAUUGCCCUGGCCACUAGGCCGUACCCCUUCCUUGAGUUUGACACUGCAAUCCAGAGGUUGAAGCACAACUAUAACUUUGCCAUUGACCUCCCUGUCCAAAGUGAUCCCUCGCCUCCCCCUGUCUUUGUUAAGUUGGACGACGUAGAGGAGAGGAAUGGGCUGCUGAAUGGAUAUGCAGCCUCAAAGCCAGCCCCUAAUUGCAGAAUGACUCCUGUAACGGCCCUGGGAAUCCUGUCGCUUACACUCAACAUCAUGUGCUGCGCCCUCAGCCUCAUCCGGGGGGUUCACCUGGCGGAACACUCGUGGCAGGAUGGCUAUGAAAAUGUAGGACGAGUAAUGGCGUUUUUGACAGCCUUUUCUGGCAACGUAUUGCAGUGCUACUUGUAUCUGUUCCACUGCUCGGCGAGGAAGAUGAAGGCCUGCGGGCUGCUGGGAGUCGUCUGCCUGUGCAACGUCUAUUUAUACGGACUGCGAAACGCGUGGCAAAUUCUCUUCCAUGUUUCGGUUGCCCUUCUUUCGGCUCAUCAGAUCCUGACAAGGAGACCUCUGGACAGAGACAGUGGCCCGGGAGUUUAAAUGCGAGACGUGUAUAAACAAUCCCCUGCUUUAUGGGACACCACGACAAUAACCAAUGUCUGUGGAUUUCUACGUGGAGUUAUUUUUAUACAGAAAUCUCCCAGCUGUGCCGGUAUUAUUAUUAUUAUUAUACGAAGAAGGUGUAUUUUUACCUAUUCCAGCUGGACACGUGAGGGUGUAAAACAGCGCUCCAAUCCGAUCAACGGGAAACUGGAAAAAGUACAGAGAGUGCAGAACAAAAUAAAUGGAGAGAAUAAUGAAGAACCACUAGACCUCUUGGAGGUCAAGACUAUAAAGUGUUCGGAGACCAAGUUUUACAGGGAAUGGCUUCUUGGCUCCUUAUAGCCGUAACUGUACUGGGUAGCGGCAGCGCCCCAUGUCUUGCACUGAUGAGUAAUGUGAGUAAAUAGCAACUCAUGGGGGGAUUGAAACUGUCUGUUUGCAAGUUGGGUUUUUAUAGCUCUCCGCUUCUGCCAGUAUUUAUGAUAUUAAAGGGCCACUGCCUUUUUUUUAAUUCCCUUUGUAUUUGUCAAA